CCAGCAUUCAGCGGGGCGUCAUGGCCGACACCAGAGAGAAGGGGCUCCAAGACUACAGGAAAAAACUGCUCGAACACAAAGAAAUCGACGGGCGGUUAAAAGAACUGAGAGAGCAACUUAGAGAGCAAACUAAACAGUAUGAGAAAUCGGAGAAUGACCUCAAGGCACUUCAAAGUGUUGGCCAGAUUGUAGGAGAAGUGCUCAAACAGCUAACUGAAGAGAAAUUUAUUGUUAAGGCAACAAAUGGACCGCGGUAUGUGGUUGGAUGCCGUCGGCAGCUGGACAAAUCACAGCUCAAGCCAGGCACCAGAGUGGCCCUGGACAUGACCACCCUCACCAUCAUGAGGUACCUGCCCAGAGAGGUGGACCCGCUGGUAUACAACAUGUCCCACGAGGACCCUGGCAGUGUGUCCUACUCUGAGAUCGGGGGCUUAUCUGAACAGAUUCGUGAAUUGAGAGAGGUUAUUGAGCUGCCCCUUACCAACCCUGAGCUGUUCCAAAGAGUGGGGAUCAUCCCCCCAAAGGGCUGCCUGCUCUACGGACCUCCAGGCACCGGGAAGACUCUUCUGGCCAGAGCUGUGGCCAGUCAGCUGGACUGCAACUUCCUCAAGGUGGUGUCCAGCUCCAUCGUGGACAAAUACAUUGGCGAGAGCGCCAGGCUGAUCAGAGAGAUGUUCAACUAUGCCAGGGACCAUCAGCCCUGCAUCAUUUUCAUGGAUGAGAUUGAUGCCAUCGGGGGUCGUCGAUUCUCUGAGGGUACCUCCGCCGACAGAGAGAUUCAGAGGACUCUGAUGGAGCUGCUGAAUCAGAUGGAUGGGUUUGACACCCUGCACAGAGUAAAGAUGAUCAUGGCCACCAACCGGCCAGACACUCUGGAUCCUGCCCUGCUGCGCCCAGGGCGGCUUGACCGCAAAAUCCAUAUUGAGCUGCCAAAUGAACAGGCUCGCCUGGACAUCCUGAAAAUCCACUCCAGUCCCAUCACCAAGCACGGCGAGAUAGAUUUUGAAGCCAUCGUGAAGCUGUCGGAUGGUUUCAAUGGUGCCGACCUGAGAAACGUGUGCACAGAAGCAGGUUUGUUUGCCAUCCGUUCUGACCGUGAAUACGUCACCCAAGAGGACUUCAUGAAAGCUGUGCGCAAGGUAGCCGAUUCCAAGAAGCUGGAAUCCAAGUUGGACUACAAGCCUGUAUAAUAACGUCAUCCUCUUUCAAAGCCCCUUUCCUCCAAAUGAAAUCUUAUUGGGGGAGAGGGUCACAUUUGCUGUUGUAUUGCUUAAAGGCUAGAAAGAAUAGCUUUGUUACUCUUCUUUUUUUUUUAUGUCUGUAAAAAGCCCCGUCAGAAAGUCAGAUUUCCUUUACAGGUGACAACAAAGGUGCCUCAAGCAGCACAUCCACAGCUCGGCCCCGUUUCCCCUUUUUAGUCUCAAAUUCUCCCUAUUAAGGAUACGUGACCAUUUCUGGCAAUAAACAGAACACUUGUAUAAAUUGAGUUGAAAAAAGUUGAUAUUCUGAAUAAAUCUGACAUAACUUGC
Lampris incognitus (smalleye Pacific opah) is the source of this 1529-nucleotide messenger RNA. It is a transcript of the gene psmc6, whose product is annotated as proteasome 26S subunit, ATPase 6. Gene Ontology annotation, molecular function: ATP hydrolysis activity; proteasome-activating activity; ATP binding. Bases 21 to 1190 code for a protein of 389 amino acids. Gene Ontology annotation, biological process: positive regulation of RNA polymerase II transcription preinitiation complex assembly. The record is from RefSeq and is a predicted model, not a curated record. NCBI's taxonomy places the organism in Eukaryota, Metazoa, Chordata, Actinopteri, Lampriformes, Lampridae. The transcript is spliced from 14 exons. Gene Ontology annotation, cellular component: cytosolic proteasome complex; proteasome regulatory particle, base subcomplex.